Bicyclus anynana (squinting bush brown) is the source of this 1379-nucleotide messenger RNA. RefSeq names its product protein spindle-F (gene spn-F). Bases 131 to 1219 code for a protein of 362 amino acids. The record is from RefSeq and is a predicted model, not a curated record. The transcript is spliced from 2 exons. NCBI's taxonomy places the organism in Eukaryota, Metazoa, Arthropoda, Insecta, Lepidoptera, Nymphalidae.
ACUACUAUCAACUGUCACAAAAUUUGCCUGUUUUGUGUUUUGUGGAUGGAAUGGAAAUGGAAAUUAAAUAUUAAAAUUCAGAUGAAGGAGAAAACAAUUUAAUAAUUCUAGUACGCAAGUCCUAUUGACAAUGGAUUCGUCAUCUAUUGUAAGUUUUAACAAUGAUUCAACAUAUCAAACAACAAUAAAAGCAGACUACAGUAAUGUCCAUGAAUUAGCACUCCAUGCUAUGAGAGAUCGAUGUUUAUUACUUCAACGCAGAAUAAAUACUUUGGAGACAGAUAACAUGCGUUUAAAACUGGAUAAUACUAAAGUAGCCGAAAAAUCUUCAUACACACCUGUACCAGAAGACGACAAGCUAUCUCUGCAUCAAAAGAUAGCCGAACUAAAUAAACAAAAGUCACAACUGCUGCAUCAUGUUUUUAUGGUUUCGUGUGAAAACAAGAACUUGUGGAGCAAGAUAGCUACGUUAAAAGGGUCAGAAAAGUCAAUGCGGGAACGUCCUAAACAGCCUUUGAUACGCACUAACACAUACAUACACAGUACUCCUAACUACAGCACACAAAACCAAGAAAAAUACUCUGACUCAAGUUUAGAAGAAAUAUCUUUGAAAUUAAUAAACAGUUACAUUCAGGAAAAGUCACAACUAGUAGAACAGUAUGAACAAAUGACACAGCUCCAAGAAAUGGAUGAUGAUGCUUUGAAUAUAGAUUCUAUAGGUUUCACAUAUAUGGAAGAUCCAGCAACAGAUUCACUCAAAGAAAUUUGUAGUCAAACUGAAAAAUUACAGUGUUUGAAGAAAGAUCUAGCACAACAAGAAAAAGAUUUAAAAAUGGUUAUAUCAAGGAUAGAAAUUAUAAUGAAAGAAGGCUAUAAAUGUCCAACAUGCCUGGCAAACAAAUCAAAAAGUAUAGUAUGUGAAAAUAAGGAAACAGAAACUACUGAUAGUCUUCUAGAAAGGACACCAAUAGACUCCAGCAGUAGCAAUAACUUUGAAGAUAACAAUACUACACCAUAUUCCAAUGCUGACAAUUGUCAAGAUGGUGAAAAUUCUGAACCAUUUGAUAAGAUGUGUCCAAUAUGUGGAGAAAAAUACCAAAAAGAUAUUACAUUUGCAGAUUUUCAGGCCCAUGUAGAAAACCAUUUUCUUGGUGAACCUGAAGUAGAUUCUGUAGACAACUAUGAUACAAUCCCAAAUUCAUUGGACAAUAUGAUGUGAAGGUACUCAAGAUUAAUAAGAUAAUUGCUAAUAUAUUUUAUUUAAAUUGUAAUUUGAUUUUAUAAAUGAUUAUACAAAUUCUAUUGAGAUUAAAGUGAUUUUAAUUACUAAGCAGCCCACAUAUCCUUGACUAUCUCAGUCAAGUGGGGUCAGUAAAAUA